AUGGGCAAAAGCAUGGUCACAAAGGAAGAAGAGGUGAAAGAGCAGGAAGAGUAUGUGACGAUGUCGUGGGAGGAAAUUUUCCCCAAGAAACCGAUUGACCGCCUCCGGUGGCUUUACAAGGCUUGCAAGGCAGCCAAAGAAGGCCGAAUAAAGCCGAGCCCGCUCUACAAUGUAGUAGCGCACCGGAGAUUUAUUGAAGGUCUCAAGGGAAGCAUUGCCACGGACUGCUUAAAUCUUAUCCGUGGCCACAUCCAUCUCUUCAGUCCCAAGCAGCAGAAACAGCUGCAGUCAGACAACUUUGAGCUGUUUCGGAAGUAUGCCCCGAUCAGUGUCUUAGAUUCUGAUGAUGAUGAGGAUGCAGCUCCACCACUGCCACCACCUCCAGAAGUUGUAGUGGAGAUGAAGGACAAGAAGAAGAAAAAGGGUGAAGUUCGAAAACGCGAAGAAGAAGAGCUCGAAGGCUUCAGUGAUGACGACACUGAGAUCAAGAAGGCCCGAAUCCUUGCGAAGGGUGUAGAGCGAAGAAUUGACCCAGCUGACGGGCAGGCCUACACGCUAGAAGAGUUCAUCCAAGAGUACGGAGGCAGCGGGGACAAACCGCCGGUGGAGUGGGAUAAUGCAAGGCAUACUUCGUUUGUCUACAAGGAAUGA
This is a messenger RNA of Durusdinium trenchii, 651 nucleotides long. Lineage: Eukaryota; Dinophyceae; Suessiales; Symbiodiniaceae. The record is from the annotation of a GenBank genome assembly.